Molecule: messenger RNA, 2530 nt
Organism: Maniola jurtina (meadow brown)
Lineage: Eukaryota; Metazoa; Arthropoda; Insecta; Lepidoptera; Nymphalidae
Gene: GMF
Product: glia maturation factor beta
Exons: 4
Coding region: 9-515 (168 amino acids)
Biological process (GO): actin filament debranching; negative regulation of Arp2/3 complex-mediated actin nucleation
Cellular component (GO): actin cortical patch
Molecular function (GO): Arp2/3 complex binding; actin binding
Source: RefSeq, a predicted model, not a curated record
GUUGACGCAUGAAUAGUUCUUUUGAGGCGGAGUUAUUUCCUGUUUAUCUUUAUUUAAAACUUUUCUUAUUUGAGUUCUGUCUUGUGAUUAUGUCCGGCCAAAACGUGAACGUGUGUGAUAUCGGUGAAGAUGUGAAAGAAGUCCUGAAAAAGUUCCGUUUCCAAAAACACUCGACUAAUGCUGCACUGAUUUUGAAGGUGAAUAGAGAAAAGCAAGCGCUGGAGGUGGAUGAAGAGCUGGAGAAUGUGGAGCUAGAAGAGCUGCAAGACAUCCUGCCCUCACACCAGCCCAGGUUCAUUGUAUACAGCUACAAAAUGGAGCACAGUGAUGGACGGACAUCAUUUCCGAUGUGCUUCAUUUUCUACACACCGCGCGAUGCGCAUAUGGAACUGCAGGUGAUGUACGCGGCAACGCAGCGCGCCCUGGCGGCGGCCGUGGGCGCGCCGCGACUGCUGGAGGUGCGCGAGAUCGACGAGCUCACCAACGACUGGCUCAACGAGAAGCUGCAGAGAUAGACCCCGGCACACACACACACACACACACACAUCCGUAGAUAUACAGUACUACCAUAGAAUAAGGAUGGUACGUUAUUACCUACCAGAGGUUCGAUGAAGCCGUCUAGACAAAACAGUUGUAUCGGGACCUCCAUAGUGAUGACCAUGUCGGGCCAUUUACCACAAUGUCAAAGGUGUUGGUACUACUGUAUCUCCUUAUACUGUGGUACUUCCACUUUCAUAACUAACGCUGAUCUAGUACUACCAAUUUUAUAAGUCGCAUUGGCAAAAUUCGUUUGUGCAGAAAACCAGACUAAAACCGAAUGUACACCAAUGAAAUAUAGACCUUAUUUCUUGAACUUAAGACUUUAAACACAAGAACAACAGAGACUCGUGUUAUCUCAUUAUUCGCGCGUGCAAAACAUGGCGCGUAGGCAACAACCAAUAGCGGACGGCACGCGGAUUGGCUGAGACUUUUUCGAACCUGAAUAAUCAUAGGUCGACGCUAGCUACGCGCUGACCGUCAGUGCCGAUGAUCAGCGUAAAACAAAACCAGCCUUAUAUGCACUCGAUGUAUCGAAUAUGAGAAGAUAUAAAAAUAGCAAUAUUUUCUAUUGCCUUACUUUUAUAGUAUACUUGCCUAUAAAAAUAUACGUUCUCGAAGCUAAAGUGACCUAAAUCAAAAUUGAUCAUGUUUUUUUUUAAUGUUUUAGAGACCUUGUGGUCUAUAUAAUUGUCAAACAUAUCUAAUAAUAAUUUGAUAUGGGGGAUAUAAGUAAUGCAAAAACACAUUAAAAUCAGCUCAACAAUUUUGCACAUGAUGGUAGCAAACAAAUUAAUAAACACAUAUAAAUUUGAAGCCCAAAUGCAUAUUAUUGUACAGUCUCCGUUUCAUAGUGAGCAGAAAAAAUAUCAUUGCUUUAAUUUUGAAUAUAAGUCACUUUAGUUACAAAGAUGUGAAAAAUAACAGUUUAUUUUUUAUUAAGUGUGUGUAGUAUUAAUAGAAUUUAUUUGAUUACUAAAGUAAGUGGCAAAAGACAAUUAUAAAGUUAAAGUAAUUUAUUUAAUAAGUUAAAUAUGAAAUUAUUAUGCUUAAGUAAGGAAUUUGAUGUUACCAUGCCUUUACCUUCAAUGCCUUUUGGUAUUGAAAAGUGUUGUAGACUUCUGAGUUUAUACACAAUUUCAGUUGCUUGAUUGAUAGAAGAAAAUACUUGCCUUAUUAUACAUUCCAAAACGCUAGGAUCCAACAUUCGCUUUGCAACCGCUUUAUCAAACUGUAGGUGUGCCCACUGACCUCUACUAAUACGUACUAAAUACGCUGGACUUCCGAUUGCCGAUCUGUUUUUGAAGUGACUUGAUUUUCACCAUUUUGGCAGUAUGCAGUGAGCGUUAUGUAAGAGUACUCGGAACUAAAAGUUAGUAGUGAGACAUCUGUCAACAUGAAGAUCUUGUUUUGACAAUUUCAGUUUCCGGUACUCUCGAUGGGGCAACGGAUCGGCACAAAAAAAUAAUUAACAUGGAUCCACGAAAUCGCUUUUCACAAUAUAUUUUUAAAUUCCGCGGGGCCAUGUUAUCAAUGCAUAAAAUCGGUCAUGUGCAACUCUGACUCACACACGAAGGGUUCCGUACCAUUUUACAAGACAUACCUACCUACCUACGUACUUUUUAUUUUUUUAUUUGCAAGGCGGCCAUUUUGAAAUUUGCUGUUAUGAUUUUUUUCUUAUUUGUUGUUUUAGCGGCAAUACUCUGUGAAAAUGUGAAAUACUCUGUAAUUUCAACCUAUUACGGUUCAUGAGAUAGCCCGCUGACAGACGGAUGGACAGCGGAGACUUAGUAAUAGGGUCACCUAAUAAUUAAUUAAAGUGAAAUGUACGAACAUGACAUUUUUAUAGUGAUGAUUAUAUGCAUUUAUAGAUAUUUUGUAUUUGUAGAAACUUGUAGAGAUAAGUAAAACACUGCGAUUUGAUAACGUAUUUUAUUUAUAACAAUAUUUUUGUGUAUAUUUGAUUAUAAUAAAAAUAAAUUAACUUUUAAAA